GUCACUUUUGGAGCACAAGCCGGCUGAGAGGGGUUGAACACCCGCAGUCAGCACUCUGUCCGUUUCUGUCUGUCGUCUUUUUUAACGAUACAUGUUAAUUUUUUAAAAAUAGAACAAGCAAUUAGUCCAUUGACACGACUCGGACACUCUGAUAUUAAAGCUUGCUGAUGGCUACCUACCAGGAGUUCAUCCAACAGAAUGAGGACAGGGACGGGGUGAGAUUCAGCUGGAACCUCUGGCCCUCCAGCCGACUGGAAGCAACUAGGCUUGUGGUGCCGGUUUCUUGUCUCUUCACACCCCUUAAGGAGAGACCUGACCUGCCUCCAGUCCAGUAUGAGCCCGUCAUGUGCAGCCGGGCCAACUGCAAGGCGGUGCUCAAUCCACUGUGCCAAGUAGACUUCCGAGCAAAGAUUUGGGCAUGCAACUUCUGCUUCCAGAGAAACCCAUUCCCCCCUUCUUAUGCAGGAAUAUCAGAAGUGAACCAGCCAGCUGAACUCAUGCCCCAGUUUUCCACCAUUGAGUACAUAGUACAGCGAGGACCCCCAGCUCCCCUGAUCUUCCUCUAUGUGGUGGACACAUGUUUGGAAGAAGAGGACCUCCAAGCUUUGAAGGAGUCCCUUCAGAUGUCCCUGAGUCUUCUGCCUCCAAAUGCCUUAGUGGGCCUCAUCACAUUUGGACGGAUGGUGCAGGUUCACGAGCUCAGCUGUGAGCUGAUCUCCAAGAGCUACGUCUUCAGGGGCACCAAGGAUCUCACCUCUAAACAGAUCCAGGAGAUGUUGGGUUUAACCAAGCCGGCAGCAUCAGGACAACCAGGACGCCCUCCUGCACCUCAAGAUGCUGCAACCUCUUGCAGGUUCCUUCAGCCUGUGCACAAAGUUGAUAUGAACUUGACUGAUUUACUGGGGGAGCUUCAGCGAGACCCCUGGCCAGUUCCUCAGGGUAAACGGCCACUCCGUUCUACUGGUGUUGCUCUGACUGUUGCUGUUGGGCUGCUAGAGGGCACAUUCCCCAACACAGGUGCUCGCGUGAUGAUGUUCAUCGGAGGGCCUCCCACCCAGGGUCCCGGCAUGGUGGUGGGAGAUGAGCUGAAAACCCCCAUCCGCUCCUGGCAUGACAUCCAGAAGGAUAACGCUCGCCACUUGAAAAAGGCUACUAAGUACUAUGAAGCCCUGGCCAAUCGCUCAGCAGUAAAUGGCCACAGUAUUGAUAUAUACGCCUGUGCUUUGGACCAGACUGGACUGCUGGAGAUGAAGUGUUUAUCUAAUCUCACUGGGGGCCACAUAGUGAUGGGGGACUCUUUCAACACCUCGUUGUUCAAGCAAACCUUUCAGAGAGUUUUCAAUAAAGACUACAAUGGAGACUUCCGCAUGGCCUUUGGAGGCGUCCUGGAGGUUAAGACUUCGAGAGAGCUGAAGGUUUGUGGGACCAUUGGACCUUGUGUUUCACUUAACUCCAAGGGCUCCUGUGUGUCAGAGAAUGAGAUGGGCGUUGGUGGCACAAGCCAGUGGAAAGUAUGCAGUCUCAACCCUUCCACCACGUUGGGCAUUUACUUUGAAGUCGUGAAUCAGCACAAUGCACCAGUCCCACAGGGUGGCCGAGGUGCAAUCCAGUUUGUAACCCAGUACCAGCACUCCAACACCCAGAGAAGGAUACGGGUGACGACCAUUGCCAGGAACUGGGCAGAUGCACAGUCGCAAAUUCAGCACAUCGAGUCUUCCUUUGAUCAGGAAGCAGCCGCUGUGCUCAUGGCUCGUCUGGGAGUGUUCCGAGCCGAGUCGGAGGAGGGGCCCGAUGUCCUGCGUUGGCUUGACAGGCAGCUUAUUCGCCUGUGCCAGAAGUUUGGUCAAUUCAAUAAAGAUGAUCCUACAUCCUUCAAACUGUCAGAGUCCCUGUCACUUUACCCUCAGUUUAUGUUCCACCUGCGGCGGUCGCCCUUCCUGCAAGUGUUUAACAACAGCCCGGAUGAGUCGUCCUAUUACAGGCACCACUUUGUCAGGCAGGACCUGACACAAUCGCUCAUCAUGAUCCAGCCCAUCCUCUACUCGUACUCCUUUUAUGGGCCACCAGAGCCUGUGCUCCUGGACAGUAGCAGCAUCCUGCCAGAUCGAAUCUUGUUGAUGGACACAUUCUUCCAACUUGUUAUCUACCAUGGAGAGACCAUCGCUCAGUGGCGAAAGGCCGGCUACCAAGAAAUGGCUGAAUAUGAGAACUUUAAACAGCUUCUGCAGGCUCCACUAGAUGACGCGCAGGAGAUUCUGCAAACACGCUUCCCCAUGCCACGCUACGUUGAUACGGAGCACGGAGGCUCGCAGGCUCGCUUCCUGCUCUCAAAGGUCAACCCUUCCCAGACCCACAACAACCUCUACGCAUGGGGACAGGAAACGGGAGCGCCGAUCCUCACUGAUGACGUCAGCCUGCAGGUCUUCAUGGACCACUUGAAGAAGCUGGCUGUGUCCAGCUCCGCAUAGACAUCGCUACAUCCCAUCUCACCGUGAGAAAACACAAGGAAUUAAGAUAAGACAUUCCAGUUUGGCUUUUAACAUCCAGAAACGUUUGUGUUCCCAUCCCCCUAACGCCCCCUUAAAAGUAACCAGUGUCUACACUAAUAGUGUUAUUAUUGCCCACUUUGUCUGACCUUUAUCAUGUGCAACAGGACUAUGGUUUCAUCCAGGUUCUCUGCUAAUCUACAUCAAAAUUCCUAUUUUAUAUUUGAUAUGACCUUUUGACAUGACAUUUGUUUGUUUGUUUUUUGUUUGUCCGAAAAGUGUAUCUACUACAGCACAUUAUGUUGAAAUUGCCGUUUAAUAAAAUGCAUAUAAAUGUGUGCUUUGAAGCGUAGAAAUGAUCCCUUAAUAAAUUAAAAUGGACCCCUGCUUCUUAAACCUUGA
This is a messenger RNA of Doryrhamphus excisus (bluestripe pipefish), 2888 nucleotides long. RefSeq names its product SEC23 homolog B, coat complex II component (gene sec23b). Gene Ontology annotation, molecular function: zinc ion binding; GTPase activator activity. Lineage: Eukaryota; Metazoa; Chordata; Actinopteri; Syngnathiformes; Syngnathidae. Gene Ontology annotation, biological process: intracellular protein transport; COPII-coated vesicle budding; endoplasmic reticulum to Golgi vesicle-mediated transport. Gene Ontology annotation, cellular component: endoplasmic reticulum exit site; COPII vesicle coat. The record is from RefSeq and is a predicted model, not a curated record.